Bubalus bubalis (water buffalo) is the source of this 6524-nucleotide messenger RNA. RefSeq names its product calcium dependent secretion activator 2 (gene CADPS2). NCBI's taxonomy places the organism in Eukaryota, Metazoa, Chordata, Mammalia, Artiodactyla, Bovidae. Bases 2097 to 5756 code for a protein of 1219 amino acids. Gene Ontology annotation, biological process: synaptic vesicle exocytosis; dense core granule exocytosis; positive regulation of exocytosis. The transcript is spliced from 28 exons. The record is from RefSeq and is a predicted model, not a curated record. Gene Ontology annotation, cellular component: glutamatergic synapse.
CUCUAUAUAAAUUACACUUGUGUGUGCCUAGGAAUUAAAUUCUUGUUAUCCAUUUAAUAAACAUCAUAUAUUUAAUAUACUAAUUUAUAAUUAGACAAAUUAUAAUAAAAGCUACUAUUUGGAACUAGAAAAGAUUCAGUAUGUUGUGUCCUUGUUUUAUUAGUUGUUGGUUCUGCAUGAAAGGGUUGUCUAAGUCUCAGGAUCCUUAUCUGUACAAUGGAACUAAAAAUAAAUGGGAUCAGGUUUGUAAAGGGCUUAGAGUAGUACCUGGUACAAAGCACUGUGAAUAAUAAUCCUCAUCACCUAUCUCAAAAGGCUACUUUGGUGACAUUAUUCGCCAAGCACAUGUACAAAACUUUACCAAAUGUAAUGUAUACAGCAUUAGACACUAUAACUUAAAUAAGCUUGUUAUUUAUGAUUUACCCUGCCAAAAAUGAAACACUGUCUUUAAAUAAUCAGUUUUUGAGAUUUGUGUUUCUUGGCAGUUGGAGCUCAGCCAGCUGAGCACCUGAGGUGUCACACCCUCAGGAAACAUCUUUUAUCACUGUGGGCGUCAUCAAGGAUUGAUAAAUAGGCAAGUUUCCCCAAGAGUAAAUGCCUCUUUGUUUUUCUACGUCUAAGGAGACUAUGGGUAAAUGCUGAAGGAAAGUCUCUCUCAUGGGUACCUAACUGUGGAAGUGGCUGCAAAAACCAAAAGCUCCUAUUUGGCCACGGGGUAGACAAGCUCAGAGCCGGAAGUUUUACCUGCCCGGUGGUAACUGCCCUGAGCUUCAGUUGCUUCCCCGCCAAUUUGGCCACUGCACACUGCACCUUGAGUUGAAGGCACUGUUUUCCCUAUUUCCUUCUUCGUCCGGAUUAAGAACACCGGAAAAAUCACAGAAAGAAAUUCCUAGGCGGUUCUAACACCGGGACUGAGAAAUCUGCGCAGAUAAGACAGGCUUCGGGUGCUGCAACGAGAUGCCCACUUGAGGCCGGAACCAACGGUGACCAAGUGUGUGCUUCCAUGCGCUGCGGGCUCUUCCAAACGCUAACAGCACUGGACACCCGGCGUGCGCCCAAAUAUUUACUAAAUAAAUGUCUACACUGCACAACCUGUCUUGAGUCAAAUGCAUCCCCACCCAGAAAAUAAUCAAGCUAUGUGAUUAUUAUAGAGCUGAAUCAGACUGCCAUUUCGCAAAUACAAAACCGAUCUUGCUCAUGCAUCUACAGGAAUAAAGACGGUUUAAAAAGAAAGCCUCUCGCGUUUUGUUUUUGCUUUUCUUUUCAAGAACAUUUCUCUGACUUUUACAAUAUGGACUUCACCAUAGCAUCGGACAGCAGCAGAGCAAGAGACUUUAUAAAGUCUCUUCCCAACGUUAUUUGGAGGUAAACGGCUCCGGCCGCACUUUUCCGCUCUGGGGUUCAAUCCUAGGUAUCAAUUUCAGGUCGGAGACGCCCCUUAUGGCCGUUCCCCUCACCUGGGGAGGUAGAAGGGGACAGCUCUCCUGGCUCCCUGUCCGCCUGUGCCUCAGAAAUCUUGCGGAAGAAAAGAAAGGUGGUGAUGGUGAGGUCACGGCCAUCUAAAGAUCCCAGGUCGGCGCACGCAGAACCACUAAGCUGAGCGCCUCUGUAUCUUUGCGAACCGCCCGCCUGGCACCCAAGCACUCUGCCCGGGUCGCGGCGGCGGCGCGCGCACGCGCACUCCGCGGCCCCGCGCCCGCUCCUCAACAUUCCAUUCCACGUGUUGCUUGUUGUAGGCGCCACAGGUUCCCCACCUGCGCCGGGGCGCUCUGGCGGCCGCGCCUCGGCCGGCGGAGGUUGAGGAACCAAGAGGGCGGCGGGGCCCCGGCCCGCUGAGCAGUUCACUAGGCGCUCGGGCUCACUCCCGGCGCUAACUCCGCCUAUUUAAUCCGGGCGGCCCCCGCCCUCCCUUUCGCCCUGGUGGUAGGAAACACUCCUGGGUCCAACUCGACGUGUCCGGAAAGCCUCGGUCAGUUUCCCUUUCGUUCUGCCGCAGCAGCUGCCAGCCGCUCAGCUCGUGCAGACCUGCGGGCGCAGCCGCCGAGAGUGAGGCGCCUGGGGGGCCGCGGAUCCCGCGGCAGGGCGUCCGGAGCACCAUGCUGGACCCGUCUUCUAGCGAAGAGGAGUCGGACGAGGGGCUGGAAGAGGAGAUCCGCGAUGUGCUGGUGGCGGCCGGCGGCUCGCAGCGAGCGCCGCCGGCCCCGGCUCGGGAAGGGCGGCGGGACGCGGCGGGGCGCGCAGGUGGCGGCGCGGCCAGACCCGUGAGCCCGAGCCCCUCGAUGCUGAGCGAGGGGCGAGACGAACCUGAACGGCAGCUGGACGAGGAGCAGGAGCGGAGGAUCCGUUUGCAGCUGUACGUUUUCGUCGUGAGGUGCAUCGCGUACCCCUUCAAUGCCAAGCAGCCCACCGAUAUGGCCCGGAGACAGCAGAAGCUUAACAAGCAGCAGUUGCAGUUACUGAAAGAACGGUUCCAGGCCUUCCUCAAUGGGGAAACCCAGAUUGUAGCCGACGAAGCAUUUUGCAAUGCGGUUCGGAGUUACUAUGAGGUUUUUCUCAAGAGUGAUCGAGUGGCCAGAAUGGUUCAAAGUGGAGGAUGUUCUGCCAAUGACUUCAGAGAGGUGUUUAAGAAAAAUAUAGAAAAACGUGUGCGGAGUUUGCCAGAAAUCGAUGGCUUGAGCAAAGAGACAGUGCUGAGCUCCUGGAUAGCCAAGUAUGAUGCCAUUUACAGGGGUGAAGAGGACUUGUGUAAACCGCCAAACAGAAUGGCCCUGAGUGCUGUGUCUGAACUUAUUCUGAGCAAGGAACAACUCUAUGAAAUGUUUCAACAGAUUUUGGGGAUUAAAAAACUAGAACACCAACUUCUUUAUAAUGCAUGUCAGUUGGAUAAUGCAGAUGAACAAGCAGCCCAGAUCAGAAGGGAACUUGAUGGCCGUUUGCAGUUGGCUGAGAAAAUGGCAAAGGAAAGAAGAUUCCCCAAGUUUAUAGCAAAAGAAAUGGAGAGUGUGUAUAUAGAAGAGUUGCGGUCUUCAGUGAAUUUGCUAAUGGCCAAUUUGGAGAGUCUUCCAGUUUCAAAAGGUGGUCCAGAAUUUAAAUUGCAAAAAUUAAAACGUUCCCAGAACUCGGCCUUUUUGGACAUAGGGGAUGAGACUGAGAUUCAGCUGUCAAAGUCCGACGUGGUGCUGUCAUUCACCUUGGAGAUUGUCAUAAUGGAAGUGCAAGGUUUGAGGUCAGUCGCUCCCAAUCGAGUUGUUUACUGUACAAUGGAAGUGGAAGGAGGAGAGAAACUGCAGACAGACCAGGCGGAAGCCUCAAGGCCACAGUGGGGAACACAAGGAGACUUCACCACUACUCAUCCACGGCCUGUGGUCAAAGUAAAACUCUUCACAGAAAGCACUGGCGUCCUGGCUCUUGAAGAUAAAGAACUGGGAAGGGUGAUAUUAUACCCAACUUCCAAUAGCUCCAAAUCAGCUGAGUUGCACCGAAUGAUAGUUCCAAAAAAUAGCCAGGACUCGGACUUAAAAAUCAAAUUGGCAGUGCGAAUGGAUAAACCACCACAUAUGAAACAUAGUGGAUAUCUGUAUGCCCUUGGGCAGAAGGUUUGGAAAAGAUGGAAAAAACGUUACUUUGUUCUUGUUCAGGUUAGCCAAUACACCUUUGCUAUGUGCAGUUAUAGAGAAAAAAAGUCUGAGCCACAAGAAUUAAUGCAGCUUGAAGGAUACACUGUGGAUUACACAGAUCCCCACCCAGGCCUUCAGGGUGGGCAUAUGUUCUUCAAUGCUGUUAAAGAAGGAGACACUGUAAUAUUUGCCAGUGAUGAUGAACAGGAUAGAAUACUGUGGGUUCAAGCCAUGUACAGGGCCACUGGACAGUCAUAUAAACCUAUUCCUGCAAUUCAAGCCCAGAAGCUGAAUCCUAAAGGAGGAAGUCUCCAUGCAGAUGCUCAACUUUAUGCAGACCGUUUUCAGAAACAUGGUAUGGAUGAGUUUAUUUCUGCAAACCCCUGCAAGCUGGACCACGCCUUCCUGUUUAGAAUACUCCAGAGGCAGACUUUGGAUCAUAGGCUGAAUGAUUCCUAUUCUUGCUUGGGAUGGUUUAGCCCUGGCCAGGUCUUUGUGUUGGAUGAGUACUGUGCCCGUUACGGCGUGAGGGGCUGUCACAGACAUCUCUGCUACCUUACAGAACUAAUGGAACAUUCGGAAAACGGUGCUGUCAUUGAUCCAACCCUGCUCCAUUACAGCUUUGCAUUCUGUGCCUCUCAUGUGCAUGGCAACAGGCCUGAUGGAAUUGGAACUGUUUCCGUGGAAGAAAAAGAGAGAUUUGAGGAGAUAAAAGAAAGACUCUCUUCCCUUUUAGAGAAUCAGAUAAGCCAUUUCAGAUACUGUUUUCCCUUUGGACGACCUGAGGGUGCGCUGAAAGCAACGCUUUCAUUACUUGAAAGGGUUUUAAUGAAAGAUAUUGCCACUCCCAUACCAGCAGAAGAGGUGAAAAAAGUGGUCAGAAAAUGUCUUGAGAAAGCUGCCUUGAUCAAUUACACGAGACUCACAGAAUACGCCAAAAUAGAAGGCCCAGCAGAAAAGGAAACAGAGACCAUGAACCAGGCGACUCCUGCGAGGAAGCUGGAAGAGGUUCUUCAUCUAGCGGAGCUCUGCAUCGAAGUCUUACAGCAGAAUGAAGAGCAUCAUGCAGAGGGAAGAGAGGCAUUUGCCUGGUGGCCUGAUUUAUUAGCGGAGCAUGCAGAGAAAUUUUGGGCUUUAUUCACGGUGGAUAUGGAUACAGCACUUGAAGCACAACCACAAGACUCCUGGGACAGUUUUCCUCUUUUCCAACUGCUUAAUAAUUUCCUCAGAAAUGACGCACUUUUAUGUAAUGGAAAAUUUCAUAAACACUUGCAAGAAAUCUUUGUGCCCUUGGUUGUCCGCUACGUGGAUCUCAUGGAGUCCUCCAUCGCUCAGUCAAUUCACAGAGGUUUUGAGCAAGAGACAUGGCAGCCUGUCAACAAUGGUUCAGCAACAUCAGAAGACCUUUUUUGGAAACUUGAUGCACUGCAAAUGUUUGUCUUUGAUCUUCACUGGCCAGAACAAGAAUUUGCCCAUCACUUAGAGCAAAGACUUAAACUAAUGGCCAGUGACAUGAUAGAAGCCUGUGUCAAAAGAACAAGAACCGCAUUUGAACUCAAGCUGCAAAAGGCAAGCAAAACCACUGACUUGCGCAUCCCAGCUUCUAUGUGUACGAUGUUUAAUGUGCUAGUUGAUGCCAAAAAGCAAAGCACCAAGCUCUGUGCCCUGGAUGGAGGACAGGAGUUUGAUAGUCAGUGGCAGCAGUACCAUUCCAAAAUAGAUGAUUUGAUUGACAACACUGUAAAAGAAAUCAUUUCACUCCUAGUUUCAAAGUUUGUUUCAGUGCUGGAAGGGGUGUUGUCUAAGCUCUCAAGAUAUGACGAAGGCACUUUCUUUUCAUCCAUCCUGUCGUUCACUAAACCAGGAAUGGAUCUGGCAGAUACCUAUAUUAUGUUUGUUCGGCAAAAUCAAGACAUUCUUCGAGAAAAGGUCAAUGAGGAAAUGUACAUAGAAAAGUUGUUCGAUAAAACCUAUAGGGACUUCCGACUGCAGGGUGUGCUGGAAGGCACCCUGAACAGUAAGACCUAUGACACCCUACACAGACGUUUAACGGUAGAGGAGGCUACAGCUUCUGUUUCAGAAGGAGGAGGACUUCAGGGCAUCACGAUGAAAGACAGUGAUGAAGAAGAAGAAGGCUGAUGACACGAAGCUCUGCAGAAGGAAGGAGGACCUUGACUUUAUUUUGUACCUGUUCUUGUAAUUACACUGAUUGUUUGGAUCAAAUAUAAAUGCUUGUUAAAAAGUUAAUGUGGAAUUAGAGUUAAAGGAGAAAAUGCAAGUAUUUUUUUAAAAACAGCCUUUUUUUGUGUAGCUUGAUCUAAAAUGAUGACCUUUGGCUGGCUCUGUGAUUGGAACAUGAAUCUUUUUUUGAAGAAGAUUUGACCUUUGUUUUCUGUAAUAACAUCAAAGUCAUGUCCUGUGUUGUGAAGUGAGAUAUGUAUUUCUCAUGAUAAAACAUUGUGAGAAUAAGCCACUUCUAAUCACUGUGCCGGUCCCAUCUUACGUACCUUUGUUAAAAUGGCGUACUUGACAGUUUAUCAUUUAUGUGCAAGGUUUGUCUCCUAGUCAAUUUAUCAUUGUUGUGAUGUGUAACCUUGGCUCUUAGCACUCCAAAUUGGUCUGCAGGUGUAUUCCUGGGCUUAAAGGAUUGCCAAACCCAAAUAUAGACUAGAUUAUCCAAUGGACUUGUGUCUUGUUCCAUUCUGAAUAUGUCUUCUUUCCAGUAUAAAAAAAAAAUCUCAAAGUGUGGGUAAUAAACGUGCUGCCUUCAACAUACCAUGUUCUACUUCUCGGUGUAACAGCUUGCAGGCAGUGGAAGUCUGCUUGGCCCUAACCACCUCUGUAUUUAUUAGGAUUGUUUAAAUUAAAUGCAGUAAAAAAAUGUUAGCAGUAUUACAAACAUCUCAA